AUGAAGUUUAAGAGUCUCUGUAUUAGUCAGAACUCUCUGGUUGAGACACUGAACCUCAGGGAAAAGAACGGAUUUAUGCAAAGCCAUACAGUGGAAGAGCCUGGAUUUGAAGCGACAAGUUCUUCAGUUUGGAAGACUGCCCGUGGAUCAAAUGCGAUGCCUGAGAUGAUGGUGAAAAUCAUUGGAGGUAAACACUUUUGAUACCUUGUGGAGAAGCCAAAGAUCAAGGAGAAUGAGAACUGGAAGGCAGAAACUCAAACAUUACUCCAGAAAUCAGUGACUGGUACUGCAAAGCAGAUUAGCAGAGACCCCCCAGCUUCUACUAAUCCCACAGAUCAUCAAAUCAAUCAUGACCCAGAUGAUGUGGAAAAGAGCAAGCACCCAGAGAAAAACCAGAAACCAGAGGACAACCAGAAACUCCUAACGGGAGCACUCAGUUGCAGAUUUCUGGAUGGCAAAAUUCCCAACCAGGAAAAUGUCUACUGCAGCUCUGUACCAACCGGAGACCAGUCCCUGUCCUAUAUCCAUGGCCUCUCCAGGAGAAACCUUAGAGACUCGUCCUUAGAACAGAUGGCAAGGGGCAGCUCUGACCAACCCAAUGUGUACUCCAACUCCCAGUCAGAAGUGAACCACCACCUGUUGGAGAUCUUGAAGAUGGCACUAAGGGCAACCAAGGGCAAACUCAACAUGGAGAAUCUCAACCGGAGUUUUCGAAAAGGAGAUCACUUGUUCUCUGGCUACCUCCCCCCACCCAAGGUUAGGGCUAUAUGUGGGAAACAUGGAUUAUAUUUGACUUUGAGCCUUCUGGAAACAUUGCUUAACCAUCAAGAUUUGGGUUACCAGGAAAAAAUAAAAUGGCAGAAUUUUGUUGAGUUGUUGAGCAGAGCUUCAUCUUAUUUGUCAUCUGAUUUACUUCCCGGAAAGAAAGGAAAGGAAACCUCUGCUACUCCAGUGCAUCCUGAAGUUAAUGAGAUAUCUCAAGGAAAAACUGAACAUAUGAAAACUCCAGAAAAGGAUUUGCAGCCAGAAAACCCUCCUGCUGAGACUUCAGCCCCCAAAGAUCUCCCGAGCACUUUGAAGAUCAGGCCAGUCUCACAGCCUUUUGUCAGUCCAAUGAUGAAAAACACGUCUGAAGAAUGUGAGACAUGGAUUGACAGGUUCAGGAGGCUAGAAAAUGUCCUCUACCUGCGUGAUCUGAGUAAUACAGGAGUUCUGGAGAAGGAACGAGCCAGAUGCCUCAUUCACAACUACAAUCUCAUUUACAACCUGUCCCUGAGCCCUCGGAAAGUUUACCAAGCCUUGCGGAGAUUCCAUGCUGGAGAAAAUAUGCUCUUGGAGCCAGCGCUUCAGUAUUUAAAGGAGCUAUGA
Molecule: messenger RNA, 1368 nt
Organism: Balaenoptera musculus (blue whale)
Lineage: Eukaryota; Metazoa; Chordata; Mammalia; Artiodactyla; Balaenopteridae
Gene: C1H1orf87
Product: chromosome 1 C1orf87 homolog
Source: RefSeq, a predicted model, not a curated record